Molecule: messenger RNA, 894 nt
Organism: Phanerochaete carnosa HHB-10118-sp
Lineage: Eukaryota; Fungi; Basidiomycota; Agaricomycetes; Polyporales; Phanerochaetaceae
Exons: 1
Coding region: 1-894 (297 amino acids)
Source: RefSeq, a predicted model, not a curated record
AUGAACAGUAUCAAAUACUGUGGUCAUUCCACUUUGCUAAAACAAACAGAACACAAGCUUAUCAUUCCUGAUAGCAAACAUUACUUUCUUCAGAAAUUUGGGCAUGACCACCGCUUAUAUGCGCGCAUGACCAGAUUCAUGACUGGGCAUUUUCCUCAUGGAGAAUUCCGUAAUAAAAUGAAUCUUGAAGGCAGUCGAAUGUGUUUAUGCACAAAUGCCUAUGAGACAAGAGAUCAUAUCUUGUAUGAAUGCCCAUACUGGAUAAGAAAAAGCAAUAUCAAACCACCUAAACGUGCACCUGAUCAAACUCGACAAGAGCUGAUUUCAGCAGGAAAACAGCUUGAGCUCCAAAACAAGGAGCAGGUAGUCAAAAUUGAUGACACACAUGAAUUCCUGUUGCUCAAUCCACUUGUUGGAACCUUUGAGUGGCAGGACUUGAUGGAACACAUGCAAACAGAUGUGUUUCCACUGUGGGAUGCCAAUACCUCAGAUUGGAAGUACCACAUUGUCAACAUUGUGUUUGAUAUAAUUGUGCUACAAAGGCCAAUGCUCUACAAUGAAUACAAAUGGGCUACUUGCAAAGACAAGUGCCCAACACCAUUCUUACAAUGGCUAAAUAGCAGAACACAAUGGCCUAUCAAACACAUAUGGGCCAAGUACCGAGAACACCAUCCUGAAGAACACCAACUGUUCUGGGAUGUCACACCAGACUGGCUACAGUCAGUUCUUGUUGCAGCCCAUGUCCCUCUCAAAAUGGAAGUCACACAAUAUGGCAAUGACAGUAAAGAAUCUAAAACACUCAUUCAUGUGGAUGAUCUGUCAUUUUCUGACUAUGCGGGAUCUCCCGCCCCCGUUUUCAGACAUUAUUGUCUGAAUCCGACUGGGAGGAGGUAG